Scheffersomyces amazonensis is the source of this 3361-nucleotide messenger RNA. RefSeq names its product Ase1p (gene ASE1). Gene Ontology annotation, molecular function: microtubule binding. NCBI's taxonomy places the organism in Eukaryota, Fungi, Ascomycota, Pichiomycetes, Serinales, Debaryomycetaceae. Gene Ontology annotation, biological process: microtubule cytoskeleton organization; mitotic spindle midzone assembly. Bases 200 to 3208 code for a protein of 1002 amino acids. The record is from RefSeq and is a predicted model, not a curated record. The transcript has a single exon. Gene Ontology annotation, cellular component: spindle; cytoplasm; mitotic spindle midzone.
GCCGCAACUUUUUUUAAUUAAUUUUUUUUUUUUGUUUGGGUUUGUUCCCAAUGCGGUAAUACCCAACCGUCCGAAAUCAUCUACUAGUUUUAUAUGAAUCGUAAUAACUAAACAAAAGUAUCAUGAAGAGAUCACAGAGUUAUAAGCAUAAGUAGAAGUAUAAACAAAAGCCAGUAGUUAACUACUUAGAGUUCAACUCAUGGAAGAUUCAAAUAAUACCCUAACAAGUACCCCUCGGUACCCCCAAUUUAAUAAAGAUAUACGCAAAGAAGAUAUGAAUAAUACUUUACUUCUGAAUAAUCCUCGAGAAUUUCUUAAAGGUGAAGACUUUCUAGAUACUAAUAAUCUGGUUAGUGAACCUACCCUUCAUGAGUCACAGUCACAGUCACAGUCACAGUCACAAUCACAGUCUCAAUCACAGUCUCAAUCACAAUCUCAAUCACAAGAUGAACAAAUUAAAGGAAUAGAUAAAGAAUUUAACAAUAUUGCGGAGAAUAUAAAUCGAACAAUUCAACAACUAGAUUCAAUUUAUGAUGUAAUAGGAUAUUCUAUAAAUGAUAUCUCCUGUAAGAAAGCAGAAAUCUUCACAGUAAUAGAAGAAAGUAUAUUAAACUUCACAUGUAGUCUUCAACGAGAGAAAUCCAAUAUUGAAAAUGAAUGUGAAUGGCUUCGACAACAAAUCAGAAUUAUUCUUGCUAUGAUAAAUGAUAAUAAAGGAGAGAAGAGAUUAUCAUUACUUCAACGAGCUUUAGUAUUCAAUAAUCCAGAAAUGUAUGAAGAAGGGUAUAAAGAAGAUUUAUUAAAGAAAUUAACUCAAUUACAGAAUAAGAAGAAUAAUUUCUAUGUUACUUCCCCAUUUAAUGUAUCAGAUAUUAAUGAUGAUUAUGAUGAAAAUGAUGAUACUUUAUCAUAUGAACAACAGUAUGAUUAUAUGAUGAGAAAUAUACCGCCAUUAUCUUUACUUCAACUUAAGGGUAAAUUAAAUGUAAUAUUUCUAGAGAUACUAAAGUCCUUUAAUCAAUUAUUUAAAAAGCUCAACGAUUUGAAUAUUAAGUAUCUUGACUAUAAGGAUGCUAUAGGAGAUUAUUGUAGCUCACCAAGUAACCGACAAUUGCUUCUUUCAUUACCAGAACGAGAAGAAGCACAUCAUCAUUCAGAACUUAUUGAAAAUUUUGAAAUAAUAAUACGAAAAUUAAAUUUAAAUAAGAAUACUCCAACCCCCCAAAUUCCAAAUAGAGAUGAUGAUCAACAAGCAUUCAUAAUAUCUAGUCCAAGAAAGUCAAAACUUGAAUCAACUGUAACUGACAAUACACAUAAUGAUAAUGGUGAUAAUAAUAAUAAUAAUAAUAUGAGUAUCCUUAGAGAUAUUAACUAUCAAAUUGUACGAGCCAUAAGGGGUUUAAAAUUUACAAAGAUAACUCCAGAAGUUCUUGCAUCCCUUCAACAAGAGAUAGAGUUUGGAGAUAAUGAAAUAAUUCAAAGAAAGCAAAAGAUGAGUGAACUAACUCACCAAUGCUUACAAAUUAUUCAAUUAUUACAUUUAAAUGAUGAACAAUUAAUUCAAUUUCAAAAGAAUCAUGAUAAAAAUAAUGAAAACCCAGUAGGUUAUAUUGAUAGUGGAACAUUAAGAUUAAUACAAUCAGAUCCAGUUGAAUUUGGUUUAAGUGAUCAUCAUAUAUUAUAUAUAAAUAAUCUUGUCAAACUUUUAGAAAAGAUGAAGAAUAUCAAGCAAAGGAAAUUAGAUACAUAUAUUGAACAAUGUCUGAUACUUUGGAAUAAAUUAGGAGAAAGUGCAGAAUAUGUUGAAUCAUUUUUAAAUGCCAAUAAUUCAUUAACUGAUUUAGCAUUGUUAAACUUUAAAAUGGAAAUGAACAAAUUAUUAAUGAAGAGAUCUGAAUUCAUUGAUAGCUUUAUUUCAGAUGCUAGAAUAGAAAUUGAAAGAUUAUGGGAUAGAAUGUUCUAUUCAAAGGAUAGGAGAGUGGAAUUUAAGUUCUAUAAUUAUGAUUCAAAUGAUGAUACUUACGAUAAAGAAAUGGUAUUAAAUGAACAUGAAGAAGAAUUACGUAAGUUACAGAGUUCUUAUGCUUUAAUGGAACCUGUACUUGUGUAUUAUGAACAAUUAAAUGAACUUAUUCACGAUCAAACUUUCCUUAGAGAAUCAUCUAAAGACUCUUCAAGAUUAUUAAGUAAAAAUUCCUGUAAGAUCCUUUUACAUGAAGAAAAGAUUAGAAAGAAAAUCAAUAAGAAUAUGCCAAAGGUCCUACAAAGCUUAAAGAAAGAAGUAGUUUCAUAUAAUAAUCAAGCCAUAGCUGAUGGAGGGAAGGCAUUAGAAUUCAAUGGAGAGGAUUUAUUUGAGAAAUUAUUAUUAAUUGAAUCAGAGCAGUCUCAAAGUUCAAGAACUGUAAGAUCAAAACGUCCUAUGUCACCUUCGAGACCCAAAAUUGUCGUGCAAUCAGCUCGUACAUCUCCUUUGAAGUCAUCUAGAUCUCCUACCAACUUGUCUACCAAAUUCGGUAGUGUACCUAGAUCUUCCAAACCUCCAACUUCAUUUAGACGAUCUCCCGUAACUUCAUCAUUUGAACAUCCUAUAAAGAAAGGUCCUAUCACAACUAGAAAUCGUUCAUUUAAUGAAAGGACAUUCAAUAACCCUACGACGGUAAGACUUACCAAUGCAAUUAAUACCAGUCUAAGCAAUUCAACUAUAUCCAGUUUAGAUAGUCCCAUUAGAUCAACCACUCAAAAUCAAAAUCAAAAUGCAGUAAAGGCUGCAAAAUUAAAUGUAACUCAUUUGCAACCAUUGAAUACACCUUUAAUUGCUACUUCACCCAGACGAUUAGAAAUCUAUGAGGAUGCAUUAGCAGAUUCCACCCAUCAAAUUAACUUAACCAAUAUUUCUAAACCUUCACCUUUAAAAGUAAAUAUUGGAAUAUCAAAUACGUCUACUUAUCAUCCUCAUAAGGUUAUGAUACCUCCAACCACCAGAAAUAUACUUGAACAAAAGGAAAAUGAUUUAUCUUCUCCAUAUGAUUUCUCACCUAUUUCUAUUCAAAGUAGAAGCAAACUUUUCAAUUCAAUGGAUGAUAAUUCUUCUAAUUAUAAUCAUAAUAGAAAUAUAAGUAUAAAUACUUGUGAUACUUCGACAUUUAUUGGUGAUGAUUAUCAAGCGUGGAGAGAUGAAAAGAUUAAGCAAAUUAAUGCCUUAGAUUAAUGACUUUAUUUCAUAAUUUAUUUAUAUAUGUAUUAAUAAUACCUUUAAUAUAGAAGUGCAAUAUAUUGUAAAAGAAUCUACUUUUUAAAUAGAUCAAUUAGUGUAAUAAUACAUCUACAUGCUAGUCCACAUUAGUAGCUGCUACUUUGGCCC